Messenger RNA from Micromonas commoda, 879 nucleotides. Its product is annotated as glycosyltransferase family 7 protein. Bases 1 to 879 code for a protein of 292 amino acids. The transcript has a single exon. Gene Ontology annotation, molecular function: glycosyltransferase activity. Lineage: Eukaryota; Viridiplantae; Chlorophyta; Mamiellophyceae; Mamiellales; Mamiellaceae. Gene Ontology annotation, biological process: carbohydrate metabolic process. The record is from RefSeq and is a predicted model, not a curated record.
AUGCUGCCGCAGAGCAUCAACUCGCUCAUCGGCGCCGCCGCCGCAAACUUCGCCACCAAGGGGGGAAGCGCCACGCUUCACCACACGGUGGUGCCCGGUGACGCGUCCGUGGUGUGGCAGCGGGAGGUGCUCGGAGUGUGCGUACCGUACCGGGAUAGGAGGGAUCAGCUCGAGGUUUUCGCGUCGCACCUGCGAACGUUUCUCCACGGGCAAGGCGUCCCUUUCAGGAUAUACGUAGGCGAACAGAUGGCGGGCGGGUCUUUCAACCGCGGCUGGGCCCUGAACGUGGCGUAUAAGUUCGCCGAGCCCGAGGUUGACUACGUGGUGUUCCACGACGUGGACAUGCUCCCGCUGCCGGGCGUCGACUACAGGUACAGCUCCAUGGAGGGGAUGGACGCCAGGCACCUGUCCACGGAGAUUUCCCAGUUUGGAUACAAGAUACCCUACAACAGGUACUGCAGCGGGGUGUUCAUGUCCAGGAAGGAAUUCUUCAGGGACAUCAACGGGUUCGCGACCACGUUCUGGGGAUGGGGCGGCGAGGACGACGAGUUCUGCGCGCGCUGGGCCAAGAAAAAGUUUGGCGGGUGGGAGGCGGCGGAGGCGGCGCCGGGCGGUUUGCACAACAUGUUUGGACGACCGGAGAAGGGCCGAGGUCGGUUCCUGUCCAUGGAGGCUGGGCACAAGAGCGACAGGAAGAACCCGCACUGGAAGAAGAACGAUCAGAAGCUGCAGUCGUUCCUCAGCUCCCCGGAGACGGUCAACAAGGCGGACGGGCUCAGCACGACCGGGGAGCCGACGCAGAUACUGAAGGGCAAGGUUGAAACGCCGCUUUACACGGUGUAUAGAAGUUCGUUCCCGCCAAACCUCAGGCAGCCGUAA